GUUGCAGUUGGUGCUUUCUACGCGCGGGUUGCGCACCGGUCGUUAGCAUUAAUUCGCGCGAAAAAAUAACCGCUAUGAGUCUCGAGGAGAGAAACAAAAAAGUGGCGGAAACGUUCGAAAAAUUCAAAAUAGCUGAUUGGGGCAACGGACAUGUUAGAACGUGUGCGCAAGUCGCGACCAACGUGUCAGAGCAGAAGCACCAGGUGACCAGAGCCAAGAGGAGCAAAGCGCUCGGCAGCCGCGCCUUCCGAGGCAGCACUGUUUGGUUCACCGGCCUCAGUGGUGCGGGGAAGACCAGCGUCGCCUUCGCGUUGGAAGCCUAUCUGGUGUCGAAAGGUAUACCCGCAUACGGCCUCGACGGAGACAACAUAAGGACCGGUCUCAACAAGAACUUGGGCUUCUCAAAGGAGGACAGAGAAGAGAAUAUAAGAAGAGUGGCAGAGGUGGCCAAACUCUUCGCCGACAGCGGAGUAGUCUGCUUGUGCAGUUUUGUAUCGCCGUUCGCUGAGGAUCGUGAUGUGGCCCGCCGUAUCCACACAGACUCAGACCUGCCGUUCUUCGAGGUUUUCGUGGACACUCCCCUCGAGGUGUGCGAGCAGAGGGACACUAAGGGGCUCUACAAGAAGGCCAGAGAGGGACAGAUAAAGGGCUUCACCGGCAUCACUCAGGAGUACGAGCGGCCGGAGGCUCCGGAACUGAUCGUCCAGACUGUGGGACAGUCUAUAGAAGAGUCCACAAUGCAAGUUAUCAAGCUGCUAGAGUCACAGGGCAUAAUCCCCCGGUACGAGAGCGCAACUGGAGUGGAGGAGCUAUUUAUAUACGGCAACCGUCUGUCCAGCGCCAUGGAUGAGGCGGAGACCCUGCCCCACGUGGACCUCACCACGCUAGACCUGCAGUGGGUGCAGGUCCUAUCAGAAGGAUGGGCUUAUCCACUGAAGGGUUUUAUGAGGGAAACUGAAUAUUUACAAGCUCUACACUCCAAUUGCCUAACACUGCCAGACGGGUCUCUAGUGAACCAGUCAGUGCCGGUAGUUCUACCGGUGAGCACGGAGUUGAAGGAGAGAGCGGCUGGCGCGUCGGCGCUAGCGCUGCGGUACGCGGGCCGAGCGGUCGCCGUACUCCGAGCGCCGGAGUUCUACCCGCAUAGGAAGCAGGAGAGGUGCGCCAGACAGUUCGGGAUAUAUCAUACUGGACAUCCGUAUAUCAAGAUGAUAGAAGAGUCCGGUGACUGGCUAGUGGGCGGUAACCUGGAGGUGUUCGAGCGUAUACGCUGGGACGAUGGCCUCGACAGCUACCGCCUCACGCCCAACGAGCUACGACAGAAGUUCAAGGAGAUGCAGGCGGAUGCUGUGUUCGCUUUCCAGUUAAGAAACCCCAUUCACAAUGGUCACGCCCUCCUUAUGCAAGACACACACAGACAGCUCAUCGAGAGAGGAUAUAAGAAGCCGGUACUACUUCUGCAUCCACUAGGCGGCUGGACGAAAGACGACGACGUGCCUCUAGAAGUUCGCAUCAACCAGCACAAGGCGGUGCUGAGCGAGGGGGUACUGGACCCCCACACCACCGUGCUCGCCAUCUUCCCCUCGCCCAUGAUGUACGCUGGACCCACUGAGGUCCAAUGGCACGCCAAGUGCCGCAUGAACGCUGGAGCCAACCACUACAUCGUGGGCAGAGACCCCGCUGGCUUACCACAUCCCGGCGCGCCCGGAGACUUGUACGACCCCCGACAUGGCGCCAUGGUGCUCAAGAUGGCGCCUGGGUUAAAUGACCUUGAGAUUAUUCCAUUCCGAGUAGCGGCUUACGACGCGUCCGUCAGUAAAAUGGCGUUCUUCGAUCCCACACGCAAAGAAGACUUUGAUUUCAUAUCAGGAACUAGGAUGAGAGGUUUAGCCAAAGCUGGUAAGGAGCCGCCGAAAGGUUUCAUGGCGCCGUCCGCAUGGAAGGUACUUGCCGAGUAUUAUCAAUCGCUAAAAUCCAAAAUGGACACUAAUUGAGAGAGAUUAUGACGUAAUAAACAUACAGGGUGAAGUUGAAACGCUUCCAAAAAUUAUUUAAGUAGAAGUAAAAUAGCGUUUACGUAUUGCUGACGUAUAAUUGUGUUCAUAUAAUUGUAAAAUAGGCGUUUAUUGUAUUAUAAAAUAU
This is a messenger RNA of Aricia agestis (brown argus), 2142 nucleotides long. It is a transcript of the gene Papss, whose product is annotated as bifunctional 3'-phosphoadenosine 5'-phosphosulfate synthase. Lineage: Eukaryota; Metazoa; Arthropoda; Insecta; Lepidoptera; Lycaenidae. Gene Ontology annotation, biological process: sulfate assimilation; 3'-phosphoadenosine 5'-phosphosulfate biosynthetic process. Bases 75 to 1994 code for a protein of 639 amino acids. The transcript has 14 exons. Gene Ontology annotation, molecular function: ATP binding; sulfate adenylyltransferase (ATP) activity; adenylylsulfate kinase activity. The record is from RefSeq and is a predicted model, not a curated record.